This is a messenger RNA of Podarcis muralis (Common wall lizard), 454 nucleotides long. RefSeq names its product ubiquinol-cytochrome c reductase, complex III subunit X (gene UQCR10). Gene Ontology annotation, cellular component: respiratory chain complex III. Gene Ontology annotation, biological process: mitochondrial electron transport, ubiquinol to cytochrome c. NCBI's taxonomy places the organism in Eukaryota, Metazoa, Chordata, Lepidosauria, Squamata, Lacertidae. The record is from RefSeq and is a predicted model, not a curated record.
AGGGGCCGCCCUUGCUAGAGGAGGCGAGAGCUGCGCGUGCGCGGUACCUGAAGGCUGCCGAAGAUGACGCUCGCCAAGCAGGUCUACCGAGUGCUUUUACGCCGCAGCGCUACCUUCGCUCUCACGGUCGUGGUGGGCGCCUUGCUCUUCGAGCGAGCCUUCGACCAGAGCGCAGACUCCAUCUUCGAGCAGGUUAACAAGGAGAAACUCUGGAAGCACAUCAAGCACAAGUACGAAGAGCCACGUGACGAGUGAAGCAGAAAUGGCUGGAUUCCUGAUGAACCUUCUGUGAUCUUCACUACAAGCUCUUCUUCUUGACCACCAACUGCUGUGGCAGAAAAUGUUUGUCCAUAUGUGGCAGUUUGAUCCAGAGUGCAUCCUCUCAAGAACAAGCUACCUGGGCUUAUGAACUUAUUUUGCUGUGAAAUGUAGCUUAAUAAAAUACAUUCUAAGA